Tuber melanosporum (Perigord truffle) is the source of this 736-nucleotide messenger RNA. RefSeq lists its product as uncharacterized. Gene Ontology annotation, molecular function: glutathione transferase activity. The record is from RefSeq and is a predicted model, not a curated record. The coding region runs from base 1 to 681 and encodes 226 amino acids. The transcript has 4 exons. NCBI's taxonomy places the organism in Eukaryota, Fungi, Ascomycota, Pezizomycetes, Pezizales, Tuberaceae. Gene Ontology annotation, cellular component: cytoplasm.
AUGGGGUCUAAGGGAUGGCUUUUUGCGACGGAAGAGGAAGUCGCCGAGUCCCCGGAGAUGACGGCCGCUCCGGAGCCCGUUAACGGUGCGACCUACCUCCAAGAUAUCUAUUUCAAGGCGGACCCCCAAUACGGGUGCAAAUUCCGUGGAAACCUGUUCUAUCCGGAGGAUAAGAGGGGAUCCGUUGACGAGCUCAACUGGUGGGUUUACGACACCAUAAACAACGGAGUCUACAAAUCUGGGAUCGCUACCAAGCAAGGCGCUCAUGAAGACGCUGUAACAGCACUCUUUGCGUCCUUGGAUCGUGUAGAAGGGCUUUUGAAGUCUUCCGCUGGGCCCUAUCUUCUCGGCGAGAAGAUCACGGAGGCGGAUGUGGGACUAUAUACCACCAUCUUCCGCUUCGAUGCGGUGUAUGUCCAGCACUUCAAGUGUAACAUCGGGAUGAUUCAGAUUACCCGGUUAUAUAUACAUAAACGGUUAAGGCAUCUCUACUGGGAUAUCCCGGCUUUCAAGCAAACCACAAACCUUGAGCAUAUCAAGACACAUUAUACAAAAUCCCAUGCCCGAAUAAUCCCGACUGGAAUAACACCGCUCAGGCCUCUGCCACAUAUUUUGCCCCAGGAUGUUGGAAAUAACUUCAGUCUAAGAUAUACCAUCAUAACUAAUCACUCGCAGAGCUGAUUUGAGGAGAAUCUUGGGCAUCAGAAAUCUCAGAAAAAGUCGACCUAAUUGGUCA